GGGGCAGCUGUUCAGGCUGCUUUGUUGUGUGAUGACAUCAAGAAUGUUCCUAAGUUGGUGCUGCAGGAUGUUACACCUUUGUCUCUUGGUAGGUCUGUACUAGGAGAUAUCAUGGAUGUGGUGAUUCCGAGGAACACUUGCAUUCCCGUCAAGAUGACCAAAACAUAUGUUACAAUCAAAGAUAACCAAUCCAGUUCCAUGAUUGAGGUUUAUGAGGGUGAGAGAACAAGAGCUAGUGACAACAAUUUGCUUGGUUCAUUUAUUCUUUCUGGUCAUACCCUGGCUCCUCGUGGCCAUCCUUUGGAUGUCUGUUUUGCUAUAGAUGAAAAUGGUAUUUUGACAGUUUCUGCUAAGGAAAAGUGAAGUGGCAAAAUGAAUGAAAUUACAAUAUCCAAUCACAAAGAAAGGAUGUCAGCUGAAGAAAUUAAAAAAUUGAUUAAAGAAGCUGAGAGUUACCAUGUUGAGGACAUGAAAUUCCUAAGGAAGGCUGAAGCAGUGAAUGCAUUGGAUCACUACAUUUACAAAAUGAGAAAUGCUUUAAAGAAAAAAGAUAUUAAUUUGAAGCUUUCCUCACAAAAGAUCAGGAAGAUUGAAUCCGCAAUUACAGUGGCCACAAAUAUGCUUGAUGAGGAUCACCAUCACAAUGAUUCACAUGUUCUCGAGAAUCAUUUGAAGGAGCUCAAGAUUGAGUUUGAUUACAUCAUUGCUAAGACAAUUUAGAUUGCUUUAUCCUCUAGAAGAUUUUAAGUAUUUUCUUAAGUAAGGUUUGACGAAUUUUGUAGUGUGAACUUGCAUUUAAAUGAACUGGAUCAAUCCUAUGUUAAAAUUUAACUUUUUAAAUUACUGAGGUCAGCAACUGUUAUACAUGGGAAUGAAUUGGUAUACAAUAGUG
Trifolium pratense (red clover) is the source of this 892-nucleotide messenger RNA. RefSeq names its product heat shock cognate 70 kDa protein 1-like. The transcript has a single exon. The record is from RefSeq and is a predicted model, not a curated record. Gene Ontology annotation, molecular function: ATP binding; ATP-dependent protein folding chaperone. Bases 373 to 720 code for a protein of 115 amino acids. Lineage: Eukaryota; Viridiplantae; Streptophyta; Magnoliopsida; Fabales; Fabaceae.